AGAAGAUUUGUAGCUCAGGUAGGUGAUUUAGCUGGAGUUUGGUCGUGACCAAACCAUCCAGCUAGGAGAACAGAACUCCAUCAAAAUGAAUUUUUUAAAAAAAAAUACUCUCCACAACGUUAAAAACUCCUUCAGAAAGUAAAAAAAAAUUGUAAAUGUAAUCGUCAAUUAUUUUUUUCCCAUCAAUUGAAGAUGCUUCAAGUUAUCUUACAUUACCUUUUAUACUAUCCAUUAUCUUACUUAAAUAACUUACAUAAUUAAAUAAGUAGUAUUACGACAUUCAUAUCAUAAUUAAAAUGUACAUCAACUUGAGUGAGAUUGAGUUCAAUCAGCCCAGUAUGCUGAUUCUAUUUAUUUUUUUUUGCAAAAUUUUAUAAGAGUGGGCUAAUCUCAAUUAUGAUUGGUUAUUUUUGAAGGUCAGUCAGACAGAAAAGUGAAUUUUAAACAAAUAAUAAUAAUAUAUACAGUAGAUUAGUAUUUUGAUCGAUAAAUAAUAUGACAGACUUAUCCAGGUAAGAAAAUAGACAAAUCAACUUUUAUAUCAUAACUGACCAAUCAUAAUAAAGUUGUAAAUUUUAAUCGGUAGGUUAUAUGAUGUUCAUUUUAAAAAAAAAUAAUAUAUAAGAUAAUAAGAAGAUUGUUUUAGAAGGAAAGAUGCAGUAUCUGGAGUACUAUAACACUAGUCCUCAUGGAUUAUAUUUCAAUUUGACUGAUAUAUAUGUAUAUUGUUUUGAUUGUUUUCUAAAAAACAAAACUGCAAUGUCUGAGGAACUAUAACACUAUUCCUCAUGAAUGUCAUUUCAACUUGACUAAUAUAGAUAUACCAUAUAUUUAAUCUUUAAAUGAAUACCUAUUUAAAACAAUGCUAUGUCAAAUAUGCUUAUUAUAAAAAUGGAUCCACCUCACUCAAAUAUAAUAUGUAAUGAUGAAUAAAGGUUAAAUUAACCAUUAGAACGUACCGUUUCGAUAUAUGAUAAUGUGGAUCAUUUGUUGUCGUAAACAGGAAACAAAAAAGAAUAAAACAAAAGAUAAUUUACAGCUAAGUUCAAAAUACUCUAUUAGUUAUAAUGAUCAUGGAAUUAAUGAUAAUGAAGAUAAUUAUAAGCUUAAAAAUGAUCUUAAUAUUCAUACUAAAUUAAAUAAUGAUUCAUAUGCUAAUAUUGAAAAUGGAUAUUAUCCUAAACAAGUAAGAAGAAGUUUACCUGAUGUUGUUAUACCUUCAACAAAUUUACCAAUUCCAAGAUCUAGUUUACAAAUUGAUUAUGAAACUGGACGUAGAUCAACAAUAUACUUAGAAACUACAGUGAAAUUAGCUGAAUCCGAAAGUAUUAAUUUAGAUGAGAAUUAUUCUUCGAAUAUAUUUAAUGAAACAUUUUUUAAUAAUAUAAAAUUAAAUAUGGCAAAUAGAAAUUUUCUAUUAGAUAGACCAAGAGCUCAUAGUCUUAUAUCAUCAACAUAUCAACAACAAUUAACUAAUAAACAUAAAGAACGUCAAGGUAGAAAGUCCGAUGUUUCUCGAAGUGAUAAUCAUGAAAAAAAAUUAAUUUCCAAGAAAAGACUUAGUCUAUUUAAAGUGAAACCAUUAAAACGUUUUCGUAAAUCAAAAGAUAGUUUAAAUUCACUGAGGUCACAUAAAUGUACAAUUAGAAAUGAACAAUCAAACAUGAUACCAACUAUGACAUGUGAUAAGUCGACUAAUUCGAAAACAAAAUCCUCAUUGAAACGGAUUAAACCUUCGAAAUUAUUUUCAAUUAAUAAAUCAUCUCAUGAAAAUAUUGGUACUACUAAAGAUUUGAAUAGUCAUGAAAGUUGUUCUGAACGAUCAGAGGAUAGUUUAGGACAAUUACCUAUGACAAGGAAUUCUAUGUUCAAGCAUAUACAAACACGUACUACUAAUUUAUAUCAAACAACAACAAAAAAUUUUGAUUUAAAUAAACAAAAUUAUUUAAAUAAUAUUGAACAUUCUAUGACAAAUUCUAAAAAUACUGUAUUAAGACGUGGUUCUCUUUGUAUUUUUAGUCAAAUUGAUGAACCUAUUGUAACACCAUUCGCACAGAUAUUGGCUAGUUUAAGAAAAGUUCGAUUUAAUUUCAUUUUAUUAACAAAUGUAACAAGUACAAGAGAUUCACGAUUUGGAGCUGUUCAACCGAUACAAUCUGCCGAAGAUGCAAAUAGUUCUUCACACCUAGGUUGUAGUGGUAGCGGACAAAAUAAGAUAACAGCCAGUGAAACAUUGGAAGAACUUGAAUGGUGUUUAGAAAGAUUAGAAAAUAUACAAACUCAUCGAUCUGUUAGCGAUAUGGCAUCGAGUAAAUUUAAGAAAAUGUUAAAUAAAGAAUUAAGUCAAUUUGCUGAUGCUGGACAAAGUGGCAAACAAAUAUCCGAAUAUAUAUGUUCAACAUUUUUAGAUUCAAAAGAAAAUGAUCCAUUAACAGCUACAAGUCAUUCAUCUGUAAUAUCUCAUAAUAAUACACAUGGAAUAAUGUCUAAUAGUAUAAAUAAAGAUAUUACGAUAAAUAAUCAUGAUAAUCUUUCUGAAAUGAAUACAUGUACACCAUCAGAUAGUAUAAAGAAUUCAGAAUCAACUGGUAUGUAUUUAUUCAAAAGUGUUGAACCCGGUGAAAUAAAUCAAACGACAACAACAACACUGAUUGACAAUAUUGAUGGUGAUACAACGAUAGGAGUGACCGGUGAUAGUAGCAGUAGUAAUAUUCCUCAUACAAUAAAUAGUACAACUGUAACAAUUGGAUCUACUACAAUGAAUAAAUCAUUGUCAAAAUUAUCCUCUUCACUAUCGACUUUAUCAUUGAAAAUGAAUAGUAAUGUGAAUAUAAAUGAAAAUACUAAUGACAAUAAUAAUAAUGACGAUAAUAAUAUUAAUAUAAUGAUGAAAUCUAGUGGAAAUUCUCACACCACUAUGUCAAAUCCUCCUUCUAGUACAUCACCUCUUCCUCUAUCUCAUCAACAUCAUAGUGAAUGUGAAAAAAUUCAUUGUUCACAAACACAAAUAGUACCAUAUAUAAUAAAUUCAACAAAUCCAAAGAAACUUGAAGAUAUUCUAAAAACUUCCCUUGAUCUAUGGGGUAUUGAUAUAUUCGAAGUAGAUCAGCUUACUACUAAUCCAUUAACGUGUAUAUUUUAUAAUAUUGUACAGAAAAGAAAUCUUUUGCAAAAAUUUGCUAUACCUGAACGUAAUCUACUUCUAUACAUGACUGCUGUUGAAGAGAAAUAUAACAAUAAUCCAUAUCAUAAUCGUGUUCAUGCAGCUGAUGUUGUACAAUCAACACAUGUAUUAUUAAAUGCACAAUCAUUAGAGUCUGUAUUUACAGAUUUAGAAAUUUUCACAGUUCUAUUUGCUUGUGCCAUUCAUGAUGUCGGUCAUCCAGGAGUUACAAAUCAGUAUUUAAUUAAUACAAAUGACCAAUUAGCAAUUCUAUACAAUGAUUCAUCUGUAUUGGAAAAUCAUCAUUUAGCUAUAGCAUUUUCCCUAUUAGGUCAACCAGGUCAUGAUGUUUUUGAGAACUUUCCACGUAAACAACGACUUAGUUCUAGACGUAUGAUUAUUGAUAUGGUUUUAGCUACAGAUAUGUCCAAACAUAUGAGUUUGUUAGCUGAUUUGAAAACAAUGGUUGAAACGAAAAAGGUUGCUGGAUCCGGUAUACUUACUUUAGAAAAUUAUAUUGACAGAAUGCAGAUCUUGCAAAAUAUGGUACAUUGUGCUGAUUUAAGUAAUCCAGCUAAACCAUUAGAUUUGUAUAGACAAUGGACUAAUCGUGUUAUGGAAGAACUCUUUCAACAAGGUGAUAAAGAACGUGAAUUAGGCAUUGAAAUAAGUCCAAUAUGUGAUCGAAAUACAGCGACCAUUGAAAAAUCACAGGUCAGCUUUAUUGAUUACAUUGUUCAUCCAUUAUGGGAAACAUGGUCAGAUUUAGUUUAUCCAGAUGCACAAACUAUUUUAGAAACAUUAGAAGAUAAUCGUGAAUGGUACUAUAAUCAAAUUAAUGAGAAUAAUAAUGAUAAUAAUGCAGAAAAUGAUGAAUGAAUUGAAGGAAGAAAAAAAUUGAUUAAAACCAGUGGACACAUAUAAUGUGUAUAUAUAUACUUAUUUGAAUUCUGCAUUUCUGAAUUGGAUUUAUUCCAAAUAAUAAAGGGAUCUAAAAUCAUAUAUAAAUGUCAUUUAUUGGUCAUGAUAUUGGAAUUGUUCCCCCCAGUCCACAUACACUUUUACAUAUAUAUUUUUUUCGUAAUAAUUAUUUUUCAUUUUUUUAAUUAAUAAUGAAUAAGUUUACCUCUAUUCUCCAUGUUAACUGAACAGUGAUAUCAUAAACAUAUACAAAAAAAUAAUUAUCACUGCCCAAACAUGUAUCCAUAUGCAUAUGCAUAUCUAUAUAUGUUGAUGUAUAUUGAAAUUUUAUCUUUUAUCGAAAACCUAGUAUUAUUUACUAUUUUAUAUAAUCUAAUUUUAUCAUGUUGUAUUCAAUGUGUUUAUGAAUAAACAAUCAAGAAUAUCAAAUAUGAACUAUCUUGUACUUUCUCUCUCUCUCUCACACACACACACACACACACACACUCUCGGAGUAGCGAACGCAUUUUACGUUUUGAUAAGAUGCUGACAACGAUUAUAUCCACCUCAUUCUGUCUCUCUCCCCCUCCCUCAUAUACACAUCCAUGAAGAGCAAAAGUUGAAAAAACUUUUUCACAUUUCAUGAUGUAUUUAUUGUAUUUAUGUGCGUUUAGUUUCAUACUAAAUAUAUACAUAAUAAUGCUCAAUUUCUUUUCGCAUUUCCUGAUCUUUAUUAGAGUCUCUCUCUAUCUCAUAAGUUGAAAGAUAUAUACAUCAUAACGUUUAAAAAUGACAUUAAUCAGAUAUAAAAUUUAAAGGGAGAAAAAAUGUGUUCAAAGAAAACCUAUCAUUUCUCAUUACUGGUUUACAUUUGUUUCAUGUACACGAACUGUAGAGAGAGAGAGAGAGGGAGAAAAAAAAGGAAUUGCUGAAGUUUGUAUUUUUGAUAGUGAUCCCCACUACUCAUCAUCAUCAUAACAACGAUGUUUUAUGUGUAUUAUCUUUUUUUUUUUAAUUUUUUUUGCAAGUAUUUCAAUAAUCAUAGUUAAUAAUUAAAAGACGAUAGGAGAACAGAUUGAUUUUUAUUUCCUCAUUGAUUUCAUUUAUGUUUGUUGUACGUGUAUUCUAAUCUCUUUAGUUUUAUUGUUAUUCCUGUACUAAUGAUUUCUAUCGAACUUCAUAAACAUAUUCAAACAUAAUUCUUAAUAAUUGUAUAUCAUAGGGAUUAUAAUGGUUAUUCAAAGGAGAAAAAAAACGAGACUAGGUACAUGUUCUCGUGUACGUAUUGUUGUGAUGAAUACUACUUAAAGCCAGCAACCAAUAAACCAUAAAUUUAUACAAUUCUCAUUCUCAUCUUAGUUUUUUACACACACACACACACAUAUAUAUAUACAUACAGCCAUAUUUCUUUAUAUCGAUUAAUCAAACAUGAUACAUAACUGUAUUGGAUUAUUAUCAUUAUUAUUGAAUGUUUACAAUAAUAUUUAUUAUAUAAACAGAAUUUUGAGGAAAAUAUAUAGAAAAUAAAAGGUAUACAAUUAUCAUAAUGUGUAAUAAAAUUUAUUGAUUUUUUGUUUAUGGAAUAUGUUUAUAAAUAUUAUGGAUUUAUUUCUCUUUUUGUUUUGUUUUUCUAUUCAUUCAUUACUGUGUUCUAUCAUUUUGUUUACUUUCCUAAUUUUUUUUCACUUUUGUUUCGUCCUCUGACCUUUCUCCUCAAGUAUAUAUAUAUAUAUAUAUAUAU
Molecule: messenger RNA, 5804 nt
Organism: Schistosoma rodhaini
Lineage: Eukaryota; Metazoa; Platyhelminthes; Trematoda; Strigeidida; Schistosomatidae
Source: the annotation of a GenBank genome assembly